GCGCCCCACCCAGAGCGAGCGGGCGGACCGAGCCGAGCCGACGGGCGGCGCGGCGCGCAGGGGUUAGGAUGCUGGCCGCUGUUCACCAAGCUGCUUGGAUUGUUCCGGCGCUGUUCUGGAAGGGGAGAUGGAGCUCACCCUGGUGGGGCUGCGUACUCGGGCAAGACCCCUUCGUCACAGUGAUCGCGUCGGGGCAGUUCAAUGAAGACAUGAUCCCAACGGUGGGCUUCAACAUGAGGAAGAUCACCAAGGGAAACGUCACCAUAAAGCUCUGGGACAUCGGUGGUCAGCCUCGUUUCCGUAGCAUGUGGGAGCGAUACUGCCGUGGAGUCAGUGCCAUUGUGUACAUGGUGGAUGCUGCAGACCAGGAGAAGAUCGAGGGCCUCAAAGAAUGAAUUCACAGCUUGAACAAGCCGCAGCUCCAGGGCAUCCCUGUUCUAGUGCUUGGGAACAAGCGAGAUCUCGCUGGUGCCUUGGAUGAGAAAGAGCUUAUUGAGAAGAUGAACCUGUCUGCCAUCCAAGAUCGAGAGAUUUGUUGCUAUUCCAUCUCCUGCAAAGAAAAGGACAACAUUGACAUCACCCUACAGUGGCUUAUUCAGCACUCAAAGUCCAGGAGAAGCUGAGAGCCCUGGGACUGCGCCUCGGAGCGGGGAAGAUGCCAUUCGCCAAGCCCCCUUCUCUCUGUCCCCUGCUCUGUCCCUCUCUCUCUCUCUAGAUGGGUAUUUUUAGGGGACCCCAGGCUCUGCUCCUGCUGAGACGGAGCUCCUGUUUUUAUUGUAAAGAAGCUGUCGGACUCCUCUGUCUCUCUCCCCCUCUCGUUUUGGCACUGUUCUGUUGUGGUCAAUGUGUAUACAGUAUAUAUAUAUGUAUAUAUAUAUUUUAAUUUAAGCAAUGACGCUGUUACUAAACUGGGCCCUGUGACUUGUACAAGUGCUGGAGGUGGUUGAGCCUCCAAGGCAGUAUUGGGAGGGUGGUGUGGGAGCAGAGCGGCUUGGCUCGGCCUUUCCAUACUGAACGCAGACUCCCAUGGGGGCAUCCCUCCAACCCUGAGGCCCUUGGGCCCCUCUGGUAUCUUCUCUAGGUCUGGUUCCCCCUCCUCCUCCCCCCCCAGCCUCUGGAGCUCCCGCUGCCCCAUGCCCACCCCUGCUCUCCGUCCUGUAUGUGGACAUUGUCCUGGGGGCAGGGCAAUGGGGGUGUUAGAGGCCAGCAGUCUUGACCAGGCUGUGGGGAGUCAGUGCUGUGCCUGUCUGCAGAGCCACCCCUCCUGCCCCUAGACCUCUGCCCUUUCCUCAGGCACUCGGCCUUGCGGUCGCAUGCUCAGGCAGGGAUUGGGCACUGGCUGGGAGGGGCAGGGGCAACUCCCUCCCUCCCUCUCCUCUCCCCUUUCUGCAACUCAGGCCCCAAAGUCUCCACAAGUGACUCACUCCUGCCUGCUCCCCUGGCUGUGGAGGAAGGUGGGGGCACUCUGCCAUUCCCCCAGGUUGUUUUGGGGGUUCUCCAGCUCCUUAGAAGCUCUCUGGGUGGGACGAGCUGUGCGGCAUGAGGGUGAGCUGGUACCUGCGGGCCAGCGACCAGCGCCUGGGAAAUGCUCUCUGUGCCCGGAGCUGUGGAGGGAGCUGUGGCACCUGCUGACCCAGGUCCUGCCUAGGCCUGUGCAGCGGGGUGGUGUGCAGCACACACUCACUCACCUGCUCUCUUGUGACCUGUGCCAUUGGCUCUGCUGUGGAGCCGGGCCCCCCUUUGCUUAGGGGAGAGGUCAUCGCUGUUGCAAUUGCUGUAGAACUGAAGCCAAGGACAAAGCUCUAGGGAAGACCCCCCCGCCCCCAAGCUUCAGAGUCUGGGAGCAGGGUUCCCCUCCUGCUGCAGCCCAGAACCGGGGUGUCUGUCCCAGUUCAUGUGCUUGCCUCAUACCCAGGAGAUCAGGGGCUCAGGCUCUGGGGAGCCAGAGAUGGGAAAACCCCUUCCAGCCUCAUCCAUCUCCGUGGGCCCAGGGUGGAAUUGUGCCCUGCAGAGGGGCUCUCCAAGCUGGCCGGCUGUGUCAGACUGCUGCCCCCACCUCUGUCCCAGCCCCAGAGGGGGCACAGCCGGGAGUGCCUGCAUAGGGGCAUGUUGAGGGGGUGUUGGCCUCUUUCCCAGUACGCAGGGGCCAGAGGAAAGGCCUGUCUGUGGAACAGCAGGGCUGAUGGGCUGUGUGUGAUGUCACGGUGGAAUUCCUUGCCCUCUGCAGCCCAGGCUCCAAGCAGGUCUCCUCUCUGGCCAUGGCAGGGAGGAGAAGUGUCAGCCAGGCCUGGAAGGAGGGGAAAGGAGCCCCAGUUUGCUUCAGCCCAUGUGACUUCUGGCUUGUGCUGGAGCCUGCUCUCCUUGCACUGGAGAUGGCCCAGAGCAGACUGGGGGUGAAGUGAUGGGAUCCUAGGAAGGGCUAUGAGCCUGCUGCUGUGUCCCAGCCUGCCUCUUUCUGCCUGAGGGCAGCUACCUGUAACCCAGGCGCAGCCACGUCCCACCCUGUCCAGUGUGUCAGCUCAGGGGCAGCUGAGAGUCCUGGGCUCCCUCCCCAGACCCCCAUCUGCACAGAGCCGGCCCUGGGUAGGGGGUCCAGCCUGCUUUGUUCUCCUCUCUCCUCGUUUUCGCAGAAUUGCACAAGGAGCCAUUUCCAUGGUUUAUUUAAUGAAUUGUAAAGUGGUGUCAUUAUUCCUUUUUUAGGAGAGAGUUUUUUGGCUCAUAUUGACCUUCUCUGGUGGGAAAUGAUUCUUGUAACUGUACCAUUUUUUUUUGGCCUCCUAAUCAUAAUAAAUUAACAGUUUUGUGUUG
Messenger RNA from Chelonoidis abingdonii (Abingdon island giant tortoise), 2808 nucleotides. It is a transcript of the gene ARL8A, whose product is annotated as ARF like GTPase 8A. The record is from RefSeq and is a predicted model, not a curated record. Gene Ontology annotation, biological process: protein transport; anterograde axonal transport. Gene Ontology annotation, cellular component: lysosomal membrane. Gene Ontology annotation, molecular function: GTPase activity; GTP binding. NCBI's taxonomy places the organism in Eukaryota, Metazoa, Chordata, Testudines, Testudinidae.